Messenger RNA from Triplophysa dalaica, 4099 nucleotides. RefSeq names its product Ras and Rab interactor-like (gene rinl). Gene Ontology annotation, cellular component: cytosol; endocytic vesicle. NCBI's taxonomy places the organism in Eukaryota, Metazoa, Chordata, Actinopteri, Cypriniformes, Nemacheilidae. Gene Ontology annotation, biological process: vesicle-mediated transport. The transcript has 12 exons. The record is from RefSeq and is a predicted model, not a curated record. Bases 271 to 2538 code for a protein of 755 amino acids. Gene Ontology annotation, molecular function: small GTPase binding; guanyl-nucleotide exchange factor activity.
CGCUGAACUUUAGUGGGACUGGAAUCAUUAUCUUUUAAAACAUCACACAAGCAAAAGUGACUUCUGGUCUAGGUGAUGAGAUCGGAUGCGGGGAGGGUUUGUGAUGAGGGGGCAUACAGCAGCGAUGGGCGACGGGUUUCAAAAAUGUCGGCCUCUUCCUCGCCUAGCACGUCAUGCUGAAGAUUCAACGCAUUGAUAAGAGCCGUCCUAGAAUGGAGGAGCUUAGGCCUGCAUGAGCGGUCCAGUCACGUCUCCUGAACAGCUUCGAUCAUGAUAAACGAAUCCAAAGAUGAAACCACAACCACCGGCAACAGCACGCUACCCAACGGGGUUACUGGAGUUCAAACAAAAACCCUGAGUCUGCUGCAGGGGUUACCCUUGUGUCAGGACGCUUGGGCUCCCAAAAGCCCCUGGGACAGACACGGUGCCCACACUGCUCUAUGGGGCAGACCUGUCGGGAGCUUUUUGGUGGUGGAAGGGUCUUCGCCUGAUGAACAGCUCCUGUGCAUAUCCGUAGGGAGGGAGGGCGAGCCGGUCAAAGACUUUCCCCUCGUGACCACAGGCAAAGCUCUUCAGCUGACAACAUCUCAUCUGGCAUUCCCUGAUGUCUUUCAACUGCUGCACUUCUACACACUGAGCAGGGAUGUGUUACCUGUGUGUUUAUUGGUUCCAUCAUGGGUUUACACCCUUAACAGUCUUUCGGAUUGUCUUGCCUCCUCACUUGGUCCAAAAGCUUGGCUAUGUUCAUCCUCAUGUCCAGAAACUAUUAAUAUGACUCCAGGAACACCGCAAACAGAAAUGCCAGAAACUGUCAUGUGCACUAUACAGCUUACAGCAGCCAAUGGAGCUCUGUGCUUCAUCAAUCCCCUGUACCUCCAUGAGCAUGGCGAUGAUUGGCUGACUCGUUCUUCAGCCAGCCCACAUCUUGCCAACAGUCCAGUCAGCUCAAAGCGAGAGAGGAGGUUAAGCAAAACAAGAGCAUGGGAAGGACGGGGACUAAAACAAAGGCCGACCUCUCUCACCAGUGAGAACUCGGGCAGCUUUGAUCAGGAUAGAGGAUCACUUGAGAAGAUUCCAGUCUCUCCAGCUACGCCCAGUGGAGUUGUGCUUCGAAGGGGAAGUAGUGCCACCAAGCAAGAUCCACUCAAGAGAGGAAGUACAGACUCCAUCCACAGUCCACAUCCUCAGUCACCGCACCGCGUGUCAUGGGUAGAGGACAAGAUAUGGCUGAACACAUCACCUUCUUCUUCUCUGCUUCACCUGCCCUUAGAGCUGGACUCACUGUCGGUCAGUAGUAUUGAGGAGGAGUUCGAACCCGUUUCAUGCCCCUCCCCAUCCCAACAGUCGCCCCGCCUCCCUUUGGCAGAUAAGGUGAAGAACCGCCUCUCGGCAGUGGGUCAAGCUCUGGGUGGACUUGUGUCGCCACAGCGGCGACUGACCAAACGGGUGCAGGAGAUGGCGGAGCGGAAGGAUGGGCCUUUUGCAGAGGCUGUCAAGGCAUUUGUAGAGCAGACUCUUGCAGCCGGAAGCGCUCCUGGUGUGACGUGCACCCAGAUGCUGCAGGAAGUGCGUUCCUCUCUCACAGCCCUGAGGGAAUCACUGUUUGAUUAUCCAGAGAUCCAAAGCAUCACAGACGGACUCGGCGAUAUGCCUGAUUUUGAACUGGAUGCUAUACUGGAGCUUGCCCUCCAUAAGGCAGCGUUGAAGCCAGUCUACACUCAUCUUUACGUUUGCCUGAAGACGACACGCAGGGACGACGAAACACUGCAACGUUUGGAGACGAACAAGAGCACACUGGAGAACCGCAGUCUGGAGGAGCUGGAGGGGGCGGCAGGGGCUGGCGUUCCUGAGACCAUCAUGAUGGAAAAAAUCCUGCACCGCUGGACCACAAUGCAUGAGGCCUACUCACCCAGUAAAAAAGUUCUCAUUCUGCUUAAAGUCUGCAAGAUUAUCUACCAUAGCAUGAAUGCUAAUGCUAAACCCGGUGUGGUUUUUGGGGCAGAUGACUUCCUGCCAUGUCUGACGUGGGUGUUGCUACGUAGUGAUGUUACCACACUGCAGGUUGACACUGACUAUAUGAUGGAGCUACUGGACCCCACACAGCUGCAAGGAGAGGGUGGUUACUACCUUACGUCUCUAUACGCCGCCCUGUUUUAUAUCAGCAGCUUUCGGCCACGUCUGGCUAAGCGGCAGCUCAGUGCGGAAGCACACAAAUCUCUCACCCAAUGGCACCGCAGACGCACUCUUCACUGCAACCAAUCACGACGCAGCAGAAACCGUAGGACCAUACGCAGACACGGGCCUACAGAGGGAGUCCCUUUCCCAUCGGAGGACCAUACGAACACACAUUCCUUCAACCCAACAGACACCACCUCAAUAAACUCUAUUGUCCAAGAGACGCUCCAGUGUCUGGAUGAAGAACUAGAGGUGGUAGAGGAAGAAGAGGACUCUUUAAAUGGACAACAAACACAGUUACAAGAGACAUUGAAUGCCGAGGAUAAAGAGAGAGGUGCUGGUGUAAACUGGAAAGAAGAUUAGUGAAAAUAUCUCAAUCCUAAGAGAAUAAAGAAGAGUCAUAUACAGGUUUUGAACCACAUUAGGGUGUAUAAACAUUUGCAGAAACUACCCAUUUGAUUUUAUAAACCUAUUUCACUCUUUGGCCACUAGGGGGCACUGUUGUACUUGUGUUUAUUCCCCCAAAGAUACAGAAAGGUUUAUUUGUUUAACCGUACCAAAAUAGUUCUGAUGGUGUUGACUUGUAAACGUUUAUUUUGUUCAUAAUAUUGUUAUUAUUAUUUAUGUUUAAUGAAUUAUUUAAAUGCUAAACUUGCUUGUUUAUUGUACACUAGACGGCAACUGGUAUUAAUUUUCAUCAACCAACAACACACAUUAUUCAGAGUCAAGACAUGAUAUAUCAUAAAAAGUAUUUCUUUCUAUUUCUUUAUAAAUCCAGUCCUUACAGCUUUCCAGAAAAGUAAAUAGGGCACAUUAACAUGCAUAAACACAUAAAUGUUAUGAAAUGCAAACGAUGGUUUGUACAGAGUCAUCCAUCUAUACACAGCCUGCAGGAACCAGGUAACAAGCUCCAUCAUGUAUUAAAAAGCUUGCAUUCAGCAUGUUUUGACACACAACAAUUUUUUAUGUUGAAAGAUAUAUUACAUCUCUCCUCUGCAGCAAGAACCAAGCCCAUAAAUCCUGUUUAGGAAGCAAAGCUACACAUGCAACAAUGGCACACAUUCUGCGGUCAAACCUGCAUGAUUCGACACUUUUCCAUCAUGCUUUGACGCAUAAUUCAACCAGGACAAAGCAUGCAUUUGAUAAACAGGCUUUUGAUAAAGUCGCUGAAUACAGAGAUGGUUAAAGCCCGAGGCGUCUUUUUCGAACCCACACAUGCUUGAUCACAUCUGAUCUCUGAGAUGAUUUGAUUGACAGUUCUGUAAGGACUGGAAGCUUGGAGAAAGUUGCUUUUGAUGGAGAUUAAAAGGGAAGAGCCAAUGGCAUAAUGCUCCCCAGCACUUUCAGAGCAAUUAUUCAGGACAUUAAUCUAAUGGAUGGAUCAUUAACAACCUGCCUGGAUUUGUAUGUUUGUACUUUACCACACAAACAUUCACACUUUGCAUCCAAAAUAUUUUUCUCCAGUUUUAUAUUUCUCUAAUUUCAACAUCUUGUGAAAAUGCUUCAUGAUGGGUGUAAAUUGAGAUCUGAUUCAUUUGUACAUUUAAAUUUGUGCAUCUGGCAGAUGAUUUUAUCCAAAGUGAUGUGAACUGUAUGGUUUUACAGUAACCAUAACAUCUUGAGCAUGUAAUUGCACAAGCUGGGGCAAGUUCGAUUUGGCUGACACUUUACAAUUCAUUAUUAUUAGUUAAUGUUUAGCUAGUAUCUAACAAUAAGAGCAACACACACACACACACACACAUAUAUAUAUAUACAUAUAUGUUGCUCUUAUAUAUUAUAUUUAUAUAAACUCAGUUUUAAAAAAAUCACAAAUCAUGUUGUUUUAUUGUGCAUUCCAAUCAAUAUUUAUCAAACUGCAGUUGGUUUGUUUUGAUUUAAGCAAUAAUAACUAACAAAAUACAGCUGACUUACACAAUAAAGACAU